AUGGAGCGGAUCUACAAUGCAAAGGGGUGUCCGGAUGACAAGAGACUGGCCUUUACAGAGUAUCUGUUGACUGGAGAGGCUAGUUAUUGGUGGACGAGCAUGAAAAUGAUUCUGGCGGACACCCAAAGUCUCAUCUCAUGGGAAGUAUUCAGAAGCAAGUUUUAUGAAGAAUACUUCCCAGAUAGCGUUCGUUUUGUCAAGCAGGUGGAGUUUCUUCAGUUGGUGCAAUGUGGGAUGUCAGUAUCGGAGUACACCAACAAGUUCAAGCACUUAUUGAGGUUUAAUACAAUGGCUACCAGUGAAGAGUGGCGGUGUCGGAAGUUCGAGAAUGGAUUGAGGAGCGAUCUCAAAGUACUGAUUUCAAGCCUAUGUAUUAAGUCUUUUCCAACAAUGGUGGAGAGAGCCAAAGUAUUGGAGAAGAAUAUUUCGGAAGCCGAGCAACAGAAGAAAUAG
Messenger RNA from Vigna angularis (adzuki bean), 453 nucleotides. RefSeq lists its product as uncharacterized. The record is from RefSeq and is a predicted model, not a curated record. The coding region runs from base 1 to 453 and encodes 150 amino acids. The transcript has a single exon. NCBI's taxonomy places the organism in Eukaryota, Viridiplantae, Streptophyta, Magnoliopsida, Fabales, Fabaceae.